UACAGAGAGGUGGAGCUUAGUCAAGAUGGCGCCUAACGGCAACUCCUUUGCUUGCAUCUUUGGAAACAUCUCCAUUUUUAGCCUUAGAUAUCUCUACUUUUCCCUUUCAGGGUUGUUUUGAAGACUCUGACCUGGAGUUAUAUGAUGAUUUCAGUUCUUUGUGGGAAGGGGUCUCAGGACUGGCCGCUAUUCGAUAUACCAAGGAUGCGGCCUAGAAGACUAGAGAGCCUUCAGGGCUUCAGGAUUUCAUGGCUGUGGAGGCAGGUGGACUUGAGCCAUAUAUCCUUCCUUGGAACGUGUCUCUGCCACCAACUGACUCCAGUUGGCUUCAGGAUCCAUUUUCCAGCUUCUCAAUUUGGACCUUCUGAGGAUCCCAGGUACUCACAUUUAAUUGACUCUGCCUCCCGUUGUUUCUCCCGUCGAGCCAUGAGGAGGUACCUGGCGUCCCUGUCACAAUCCCUUCCACGCCUCCACACCUUUCUUUCAGUCUGCAAUGGACCUGUCCGUUAUUUCAUCCUCCGUCAGAUCCAUGCGUGCAAUCGCUGUUUCUUUGACUUUAUCACGUCCUGCAAGGAUUGCAAGAUCUUCCAUCUGCAGACUCCAGAGCACGGACUUUGUAUCGCGGCCCCGGGCCCGGCCGUCGAUCUCAGCUGCCCCAGCAACCCAGGGCAUGUUCAAAACCUGGACUCCAGCACCAUCAACGCAGGUUCCAGCGACCAUGGAUUGGCCCCGGCCGUCGAUCUUGGCUGCCCCAGCAACCCAGGGCAUAUUCAAAACCUGGACUCCAGCACCAUCAACGCGGGUUCCCACGACCAUGGAUUUGCCCCGGCCGUCGAUCUUGGCUGCCCCAGCAACCCAGGGCAUAUUGAAAAUCUGAACUCCAGCACUACCAACGCGGGUUCCAGCGGCCAUGGACAGCUUCAAAGCGAUUGUGCAACCACCAACUGCGGCUCCAGUCUUGAACUCCAGGCCGGGUCUUCACAUGCUGCGAUUGUGAUUCCCAUCUCCCCUUCCCCCACCACCACUCUGCAAUCCCCUCUCCCUCAGAUCCCAUCAUCAGCUCCUGGGCCCUCAGAGGCUCCAUCUUCCUCUCACCCCAACCCUUCCCUCUCCACCGACACUACCAGCUUCCCUCCCCCCUCUGAUCCCAUCUCUCAUCCGUGCCGGGUCUUUACCAUUCCCUCCGACCUUCAACUCUCUGAGGCAGAGUGCUCUGUCCUCAGUAAGGGCCUCACCUUUGUCCCCCUUCGCCCACACCUCAACGAGUUCCGCGUAUGCCAUGACGCUGAACUCUUCUUCCGCCGUCUCUGUCUCCGAGUUUACUUCUUUGGCAAGGACCCUCCUAUCCCCACUGAUGACCCCUUCUCCUGUCUUCAACCCUCCUCCUCUUCAUGGACAUCCCGCUCUGGUCUUCUGCCUGCUCUGGAUCUCUUUAUUGCUAAUUGCCAACGGGACAACAACCGUCUCGACUUCACCACACCGUGUUCCAAUUCCAACCAGUCCUGACGAAGGGUCUCGGCCCGAAACGUUGACAGCGCUUCUCCCUAUAGACACUGCCUGGCCUGCUGCGUUCCACCAGCAUGUUGUGUCUGAAGCCAUUUUGAUUAACAUAUGCAGUAACAAGGAGAAAAGAAGAAGCGCCCUUACACUGGCUGCUGGCUGUGAGCCCGGAGACCUGCGUUCUUCGGGCACUGAGCUCGGAAGAAGCGACAGAACAGACUUUUAACACCAUAAAUCAGUGAGUUGUUUGUUAUGUCUCCCCUCUUGCUGUGAAAUGAGGACACCUCUUUUUCCUUUAUUAGGGAGAAAGAGAGCCUGUGGUCUGUUGCAUUACCGGGUGAACGAGCAGUCUUUGGGGGUACUGCAAGUCUGUGUCUUUAUUGAUGCUUUUUCAGCUG
This is a messenger RNA of Hypanus sabinus (Atlantic stingray), 1898 nucleotides long. RefSeq lists its product as uncharacterized. The coding region runs from base 142 to 1506 and encodes 454 amino acids. The record is from RefSeq and is a predicted model, not a curated record. Lineage: Eukaryota; Metazoa; Chordata; Chondrichthyes; Myliobatiformes; Dasyatidae. The transcript is spliced from 2 exons.